This is a messenger RNA of Stomoxys calcitrans (stable fly), 4760 nucleotides long. Its product is annotated as anoctamin-5. Gene Ontology annotation, cellular component: plasma membrane. The coding region runs from base 661 to 4530 and encodes 1289 amino acids. The transcript is spliced from 12 exons. Lineage: Eukaryota; Metazoa; Arthropoda; Insecta; Diptera; Muscidae. Gene Ontology annotation, molecular function: protein dimerization activity; chloride channel activity. Gene Ontology annotation, biological process: chloride transmembrane transport. The record is from RefSeq and is a predicted model, not a curated record.
GAAACGGGACAAUAUAUAAGAAAAAAACCAUAACCAGCCUAAAAUCCUACCUAACUGGUUUUAUACUAGAAGUAAUAAAAAAGAGUACAAUCAAAGUGUCAAACCUAGUGUAAAUAUUUAAUUAUUUAUUAGUUAUUAUUCGAAUGUAAUUGUAAUAUUUACAACAACUUGUGAGAACUUUCCAAGUUGAUGACGUAAAAAAGUGAAUGGUAUAGAAAAAGUUAUUUCAUUCUAAGGAAAAAACAAAGGAAAAUCCUUUAAAAUUCCCUUAAGAAAAAAUUGUCACCAGUCUAUAUGCAAUGAUACAUUUAAGUCAUAUGAAAUCCGACAAAUCUUUCUCAGAUAUAUCACUUAUUGAAUGCAAAAUAUAUUUUAUAACUUAAUAUAUUGUAAGUACAAAAAAAACUUAAAAGAUAAAAUAUUUUAAAAGAAGUGAACAAAGUUUAAGGGAAGACUUUUUUGCCAAUGAGAAAAUGUUAUUGUUGGAUACAUAGGUAAACAUAUGGAAAACAGAUCGAAUGGCUUAAUCAAUUUGUUUUAUUUGGAUGCUUGCAAUCAGCCCACGAAGUGAAAUGUGCUAAGAGUGAAGCGGAUAUCGAAAUCGGUGUCCAAAUUAAUGAUUCUUUGGGCGAAGCAACACGGUUUAUCGCCCGCCUUGAUAUGAGUGAACAGAGUAAUGCAAUCAAACGACAUGUGGGUCGAGAAUCCUCCGCGUCAGACACUCAACACCCAUUCCAACAUCCCCCACCAUAUGCCAUACGUGUUGAUAGCCUGGAAGAGGAUCCAAGUACGGCCCCCAUAACCGAAUCCAAUUCACAUGAGGACCUUAUUGUUCAAGAUCCCGAUGAUGAGGAAGGAAAUGCAAGGACAACCCAUUACAAAGAGGCCACACAACAGUUUCCACGAUUCCUUUCGGUGCCAGCUUUGCGCAAUGCUCCAACACGAACUAUGGGUAGAAGACAAAUUGUCUCCAGUCCAGCCAAAAGUGAGCGCAUGAACCGUGAUGGUUCAAGUAAAAAAAUACCAGCUCGAAGGUUGAGUCAGGACAGUGGCAUUGUGGCAGGUCGUCUAUUUAAUGGAGCGGAUUUAAGCCUUUUUGAUACUGGACCUUUAAGCUCAUUCAGUAUACAUCAUCCAAGAACAUCGACCGAUAACAUUUAUGCUCUUCUUGUUAACGAGGCGGAAAUUCGAAACUGCGAUAAAGAUACAUCACUCACUACACCUCAACACUCACCGGAAACGGAAAUGACAAUGUUAGCGCCUUUUCCUUACUCUAGCAACAACGACAACGGUAAUAGCAAUAACACCCAUCAACGCAAUAGACUGGGCAGUGCCAACAGCAACAAUCAAUACAAUGACAAAUGGCGUCCUAAUUAUUAUAAAUCUCACAAUAUGUCCAUACCGCUGCCUACCCAUUUGGAAACGGAUUCGGCCGAACCCAGUCCCACCCAAGCAUUUGGACCCAAAAUUGAUAACAUGGAAAACUUACCCGGUACAGCAAUGCAUCGCUCUUUAGCCUUACAAUUGUCCGCCCCACCUACCCCAGACACCAUGGACCACAAUUCUUUGGUCAAUGAUUAUGUACAACCACCUGAUGAGUUGGAAAAACCUAUGAUUAAGAGUCAGGUUUCAAUGCUGGAAGAUCAAUUUGCCUAUAAACAACUAAUAUCCUAUGAAAAGGCCCAGUUAAACUCAAAACCCACAUCAAUGGAGUCCAGCCUUAAUGGAAGUGUUUUCAAUAACAGUCGUAAGGAGAGCAAACGUAACUCCAUGGAGGAGGAACAAUCGCGACGUGUAAGCAAACAGGAUCGCGAAGGUCUUGACUCAGAAUCAUUAAUGUUUCGCGAUGGUCGUCGUAAAAUCGAUAUGGUUUUGGCUUGGGAAGAGGAAGAUUUGGGUGUAAUGACUGAAGCUGAAUCAAGAAAACGAGAUAAUCGCAAAACAUUCAUGGAAAACCUAAUUAAAGAGGGCCUCGAAGUAGAGUUAGAAGAUAAAUCGCAAUCAUUCAAUGAAUGUACAUAUUUUUUAAAAAUUCAUUUACCCUGGCGUUUGGAAACUCGUCUGGCCGAGGUAAUGAAUCUCAAAUUGCCAGUGAAAAGAUUCAUUACCAUAUCGGUAAAAUCUCCAUGGGAAGAGGAAAACAUUGUUUCGCGUAAUAUUACCUACUGGAAAGAGGUAUGGCAUAAAUUAACUCAAAAAAUACAAUUGGAAGCAAGUGUUUUAGAAGGCGAGACGACUUUUAAGGCUGCAACGGCCAAUGGAAACCCGGAAGAACAGUUUAUUGUUAAAGACCGAGCAACUGCCUACACCAGUGCCCAAAGAUCUCAAAUGGUCAUGCAAAUUCUCUUGAGAACACCCUUUGAUGAUAGUGAUCGCUGUGGCAUACGGCGUCUCUUGAAUGACAACACAUAUUUGGCUUGUUUUCCACUGCAUGAAGGUCGCUAUGAUCGUCCUCAUUCCAGUGGAGUAUCAUUGGACCGACGAGUUCUAUAUCAAACAUGGGCCCAUCCCUCACAGUGGUAUAAAAAGCAACCACUGUGUCUUGUGCGCAAAUAUUUUGGUGAUAAAAUAUCAUUGUACUUUUGUUGGCUGGGCUUCUACACGGAAAUGUUGGUCUAUCCAUCGAUAGUGGGCACCUUAUGCUUUAUCUACGGACUAGCUACUCUGGAGUCUGAGGAUAAUACACCUAGUAAGGAAAUAUGUAAUGAAUGGGGACCGGGCAACAUAACGCUAUGUCCUUUGUGUGACAAGGCUUGCAGUUAUCAGCGGCUCUCACAGUCUUGUUUAUUCUCAAGAAUCACAUAUCUUUUUGACAAUCCGUCGACGGUAUUUUUUGCAAUAUUUAUGUCCUUUUGGGCAACAACAUUUUUGGAGCUGUGGAAACGUAAGCAGUCUGUGGUUGUUUGGGAAUGGGAUCUAAACAGCGUAGAAUCAGAUGAAGAAAAUCGCCCAGAAUUUGAAACAAAUGCGACAAAUUUUCGCAUAAAUCCUGUCACUAGAGAAAAAGAGCCAUACAUGUCAACUUGGAAUAGAAGCAUACGUUUUGUGAUCACAGGAAGUGCAGUAUUUUUCAUGAUAGUUGUGGUUCUCUCUGCUGUCUUGGGUACCAUUAUCUAUCGCAUUUCCAUGGUCACAGUUAUAUAUGGGGGCGGUGGAUUUUUCUUGAAUGCGCAUGCCAAACUAUUCACCACUAUAACAGCUGCCCUUAUCAAUUUGGUUGUUAUCAUGAUAUUAACAAGGAUUUAUCAUCGUCUGGCUAUACGUCUAACAAAUCUGGAAAAUCCUCGCACUCACACAGAAUAUGAGGAUUCAUAUACAUUCAAGAUAUUCUUUUUUGAAUUCAUGAAUUUUUAUUCAUCCCUGAUCUAUAUUGCUUUCUUCAAGGGACGUUUCUUCGACUAUCCCGGCGAUGAUCAGGCUCGCCGUAGUGACUUUUUUCGCUUGAAGAACGAUAUUUGCGACCCGGCAGGUUGCCUUUCCGAAUUAUGUAUUCAAUUGGCCAUUAUAAUGGUGGGCAAACAGUGUUGGAAUAAUUUUAUGGAGUACUUGUUUCCCAAAUUUUACAAUUGGUGGAGACAGAGAAAACACAAACAGGCUACGAAAGAUGAAAGUCAUUUGCAUAUGGCCUGGGAACAGGACUAUCAUAUGCAGGAUCCUGGGCGACUGGCUUUGUUUGAUGAGUAUUUAGAAAUGAUUCUCCAGUAUGGUUUUGUAACCCUUUUUGUAGCUGCUUUUCCUUUGGCGCCCCUGUUCGCAUUACUGAAUAAUGUUGCCGAAAUUCGUUUGGAUGCUUACAAAAUGGUAACUCAAGCCCGUCGCCCCUUAGCAGAACGAGUCGAAGAUAUUGGUGCCUGGUAUGGGAUAUUAAGAAUUAUCACCUACACAGCCGUUGUCUCAAAUGCCUUUGUGAUAGCCUACACAAGUGAUUUUAUACCAAGAAUGGUUUAUAAAUUUGUCUAUUCAGAAUCGAAUACUUUAGCUGGUUACAUUGAACACUCGCUGUCUGUAUUUAAUACUUCGGAUUAUAAAGAAGAAUGGGGUGCCAAAACCGAAAAGGAUCCAGAUACAUGUUAUUAUAGGGGUUAUAGAAAUGGUCCUCAAGAUUAUGAACCCUAUGGAUUGAGCCCACAUUAUUGGCACGUUUUUGCUGCUCGUCUUGCAUUUGUUGUGGUGUUUGAGCAUGUGGUUUUCGUUAUUACCGGCAUUAUGCAAUUCAUUAUACCUGACAUACCUGCCGAAGUAAAAACCCAAAUGCAAAGAGAACAACUAUUGGCCAAAGAAGCCAAAUAUCAGCAUGGCAUGAAGAGAGCUCAAGGCGACAGCCAGGACCUAAUAAGUGUAUUUCGGGAGGCCGGAAGUCGGCAAAGUAAUGCCAGUUUACAAUUUUCUGGCUCGGAUGGAGGACAAUUUGCAACAAGACGUAGUUGGGCUCGACGUUUUUCACGUUUAAGUGAUGGUUUAGAUGCCCAUGUUGAGGUACCAUCACGGCCAAGGCGUUCCAUGGAGUCUACUGUUUGGGAAGUUUCCUGACAUGAAGAAGAAGCGGAAUCCGAAGAUAUUUUAAAGGCCAAAAAUAAACAUUAGACAUAAAAAGGGAAACAUUUGUGUAAAAAUUACAUUUUUUUAAAUUUUUUUCUAGUUUAAAAUCGGAUAAUCAGGUUGUUUACUUUUCUUUUCUUCAUAUAGUACUCAUUUGUUCUAAUUUAUUAUAAAAUUUUAUUAGACUUUAUGUAAAUAAAUAAUUACUCUUUAGAAAUGUU